AUCUCUGACUCAGUUCAGCUGAGUUCAGUUGCGCCACUUGGCCGUGUGGUUUACGUGUCGUCAUAAGCUUGCAAAAGUUUCUCGCGUGCACGAUUUCGAGAAAUCAUUUAUUCUUUUUUUUCUCUCAAGUCUCGGUUCAAUUAUCUUUUUUUUUUCUCUCUCUUUGCUUUCUCUUUUUUAUUCUUUCUCUUUGUGUCUGUCUGCUUCUAUUUAUCUUUAUUGCUUGCUUCGCUUUAUUGCUAUUCUCGCUCGAGAAAUAUGUGAGGUGCAUAUAUUAGGUAAGGAAAAACCUUGCAAAGUGCAGCGAACCUUCGAUGUUUCUUCUCAUAAAAGUCUACGUUCAUCACAAGGAUCUUUAUUAAUCCAUCGGCAAAGACAAAUUCUUUAAGGCAGGAUGCCUAACGAGAACUUGCCGGUGUGUGCCUGCGGUGUUGUCGUGGACCUGCCAAAGUCGCGAAACAGCUCGAUCGUUUUGGAAAAACUGUCUAUCUUCUUGCCCAAAUCAAAGGGCCAUAAACAAGAUAAGAGCUCGCGGAAGCAACAAGAUGACAGGCGAGAAUUAAAGACGUCGAGCGAGACCGGAAGCAGCAGUUCGGCAACAGAAUCCGCAAAACCUACAAUGAAGAGCAGCAAGCAUAAGAAGCGAUUCGAUCAUUCGCGAAGGACUAGAAGCGCUGAUAGCGCUGAAUCGCAUUAUAUCGAUUCAGGCUCGAGUAUCGCCAGUGAUGAAAAUCGAGAAAACACCGCCAUACCCGAAGAAUUAUACGCCAGCGUAUCAAACACGGCGAAUGCGAAUGCCGAAGAAAUCAGAACUAGUCGGUCGAAUAUGCAAAGCAGAUCACAAGCUUUGUAUACCGCUAUUCCAUCAAUGACAUCACCACCACCGACAUAUGAUGCCACGAUUGCAAAAGCGUGGCAGACCGGUCUGCCACCGACAUACGAGGAAUAUUUGCAUCAUAAAUAUGCGAUGAUGCCACGCUCGCAUACUCCUCCACCACCAUGGUCAGACUCGACAACAUCGUCGUCGACAUCGUCGUCUAAUCCGACUUCGAGUAUCCAGCAUCAUAAUCUCUUGCCUAACCAGCCCGAGCUUCGCGAGUAUCUAGCACAGAGACUUGACUCGCACUAUCAACAUCGACAACAGCAGCAGCAGCGGCAACAGUCUAGAAACACUGUCUGCUCCGCCUUGAGAGAACAGCAGAUCAGAGCGCAUCACCGGGCACGAGCAAUGCCUCCCAGAUCGCAGAGCGAAAAUCGAGCGCAACAGCAACGAAUAGCAGCAAUGUAUGAAGACGCAGCGUUUUGUAUGGAAACUACAGUAUUGCAGUCGGCCUUUGAUUCUGCCCAAGGACUUGCUCUUUGCAGCUUAAUGUAAAAGUACGACAAUUUUUGCCUCGGCAAAAAAAAAUAGAUAUUGUGAGCAAAUUGAUACAUCAUCAAUUAAUAAUCGAGUCUUGCAAGUCGAAUCUAUCCUGCAAUACGAAGAAAAUACUUGCGGAAGAAUUCAAUCAUGAAUAAUGCAUCAAUCUUCUUUUCAUGGAUGCAACGAAACGCAACAAUUAAAAAAACACUAUAUCGAUAAACAUCGCGAUAAAUAAUUGUUCUUUUAUUUUGGUUUUUUUUUUUAGUUGUUGUUAUCCAAUACAUAGAGAUCAUUCUAGCUAUAUUUUUUGCGUUACGCAACUUGUAAUUACAACGCCCGGUAAUUACGAGGAAAUCGUUAAAGGAGAGAGAGUUAUUUUUAUCUUACGCAAAUUAUACUCUCUACUGUCGUCUUAGCACAGAAAAUUUAUAAACAUAAACGAAUGCUGUGUAGGCAUACUUGUGGUCCUAACAACAUACAAAGCAGAAAGUAGUAUGUAAAAUUGAUGUUAAUAUAACAUGUUGUAUAGUGUAGCACGACGUAUGUAUGUAUGCGCUUUAGAGCACGCACAAAAGAGAAAAUCUCAUAUUAUAGUAUAGCCACAAUCUUAAAUACACGCGCACACACAUAAUAAAAUGAGAAAAUUAUAAUUUUAAUCAAAUAUGGAACAAAUAUGCAUGCAUGUCCAUUGUUACUUUCUCUUACUUGUUACCUUAGUCUCUAACAAUCGAAUAAAGAGAAAAAAAAAUACAAUACAGUAUAUAUGUAUGAAACUCGGUAAAUGUAUACAUAAAUGUAUUACAUAAUUUGCGCGUAUCUUAAUUCAUAAACUCAAUACGCAUAAACAUAGAAUCAAUUCAAUAUAUUUCUUAAAUCAAAAUUUUUCUAUUCAUUUUGUAAUAAUUUUCUAUCGCUGAGACUUUAAGACGUGAAAAAAUCAUCCCCUUGCCACAGGAUAUAAUAAUAUCAAUCACAUCAAGUGCUAUACAUCUGUUUUUUUUUUCUCUUUUCAAAUUGCAAAACAUUUAUAUUUUAUAAUGUAUGUAUGUUUUUAUAAUUAAUGAAAUGUAAAUAUGUGUGACAAAGAGUAUUGCUACGUGUGUAUAUUGUGUAUUUAAUUCCAGAUAAAUCUAAAAUUAAUGCAGAAAUUGAAUAAUGUUAAUUAAAUUACUAAAACAUUCUCGUCUUUUGAUUUGCGGAAACGAUAAGUUUAUCGAUUUAUCGAUAGCGUAUAAUAAAUCGAGCUACAUCGCCAAUCAUCUCACAUUGUACGUCGUGUAUUAGAAGUGUGUUAGAGGAUCAAAAAAUAUAUAAUAUAUUCAAUAUAAAAUACUCUGUA
Molecule: messenger RNA, 2702 nt
Organism: Formica exsecta
Lineage: Eukaryota; Metazoa; Arthropoda; Insecta; Hymenoptera; Formicidae
Exons: 5
Coding region: 395-1375 (326 amino acids)
Source: RefSeq, a predicted model, not a curated record